AUGGCAUUGCGCAUCAGGGAUUGUUGGGAUGUUAUAGCCAAUGGAUCCGAGAAGAAACCGGCCGGCGACGCACUCACGGAAUGGACAAAGAAAGCAAAUGAUGCGCUUACCAUCAUCGCUCUCACGGUGGAUCCAAGCCAGUACACCUACAUCCGAGAUUGCACCGAUGGAGUAACCGCAUGGCAGAGGCUCAAGGAUAUCUACGAGAAGAAUUCUCGUGCAACCCGAAUCUCCCUCAAGCGCCAAUUCUACGGCUUCGAGCACGAUAUAAAUAUGCCAAUGCAGGAUUAUGUAAAUGGCAUUACAGAUUUAGCCGCCAAGCUCAACGCGAUCGGAGUUACCCUAAAUGAUGAAGAUAUCACCGACGUCCUUAUCUUCAAUCUCGACAAGGAAUAUUCGAGCAUCGCCGCAUCCUUAUCAGCUGGCAAAACAGAUCUCAAAGUCGGAGAAGUUGUUAGCACCCUUCUCGAGGAAGAACAACGGAAAGGGGGAGCACCCGAUGUAGUUACCGCCCUUUACAGCAACGGCAUCAAUAACAAUGGCCGAGGACCGCCGGGCCGACGCGGACCGAAUCGUGAUCGACGCGAAGGAAUCAUCGAAAUGCGCACAUGUUACCUAUGCGGAUACAAGGGACACAUUCUCAAGGAUUGCCGCGCCACGAAAACCAAAGAUGGAAAGGCUAUUACCACCAAAAUGACUAUUGCCGCCCUCGAAAGAAUCAAGCAAGAACAAGAAAUCGCCAAGUCGAACUAUACGACGACAGCCUUUCACAUCCCAGUUACAAAAACAGAGCCAAUCGAAGGCGAGGACGUGUCCUGGUCCAAACAGAAUGGGGACACUGACCCAGCAGCUGCCCUCGACAAACAUCUCUCAGUCAACAACCCACCAAAGGAGGGCCCGUUGUUCACUUACCGCACCGCCAAGGGCUACAACGCACUUACAAAACCCAAAUUCCUGCAGACGCUAGCCAAGGCCGCUCGAGCUGCAGGUCUGGACCCGCUGCAAGGUCAUGGCAUUCGCAUCGGCUCAACCCUCGAGUACCUCCUACGAGGUAUACCUUUUGAGGUAAUGAAAGUCAAGGGCCGCUGGGCCAGUGACGCUUUCCUCACCUAUCUGAGGAAGCACACACAAAUCCUUGCCCCAUACAUGCAAGCCAAUCCUCUCCGCCACGACGAAUUCAUCAGGCUGACCAUGCCACCCAUCCGCCGCGGCUAA
This is a messenger RNA of Cyclocybe aegerita, 1215 nucleotides long. The record is from the annotation of a GenBank genome assembly. Lineage: Eukaryota; Fungi; Basidiomycota; Agaricomycetes; Agaricales; Hemipholiotaceae.